CUUUGCGGAUGAGAUCAUUUCACGCCUGGAGCUGGGAGCCAAGCUUUGUGCGGGACGGACCACGCCCCGGCCCCGGCGUGCGGUGCACCAGGCUAGGUUAGCACGCAGCUGCUACAUCCGGGCGCUCUGCUCAGUUUACAAGCCCUGCGAAGAUGGCGACGUCAGGGAGGAGUGCAUUAUUAUCCUCCACCUUAACUGGACCUAAGAGCACACUGGAGAACUCCAACCCUGAGGAGGAUGAUGGGCAGAAUUUAUGGUCCACCAUCCUGAGUGAAGUGUCAACCCAUUCAAGAUCAAAGCUACCGUCUGGGAAAAAUGUCCUGGUUAUGGGUGAGGUGGGCUCGGGGAAGACCACCUUGGUUGCAAAACUACAGGGUGUCGAGGAGUACAUGAAAGGGCGUGGCCUGGAAUACCUCUACUUCAGUGUCCAUGACGAUGAUAUUGAUGACCACACUAGGUGUAAUGCCUGGGUCUUAGAUGGAGACCUUUACCACAAAGGUCUGCAGGGCGUAGCUGUGCCAGUGGACUCGAUUGGCAACACGUUGUUGCUGAUAACGGUUGACAUGUCGCGGCCGUGGAACGCCCUGGACUCCCUCCAGAAGUGGGCUGCCGUCGCUAGGGAACACAUCGACAAACUCCGGGUCGCCCCGGAAACACUGCGGGAGCUGGAGCACAGACUUGUAAAACAGUUCCAGGAGUACACAGAGCCCGGCAGUGGGGAGGAUGGCACCCCACAGAGGAGGAGUGAAGAGGAGGAGAGCGUGCUGCUACCAUUAGGAGACAACACACUCACACACAACCUGGGCAUACCAGUGGUUGUGGUCUGCACCAAGUGUGACGCCAUCAGCACUUUGGAGAAGGAGCACGACUACAGAGACGAACACCUGGACUUCAUCCAGUCCCACAUCAGGCGUUUUUGUCUGCAGUACGGUGCCUCUCUGGUUUACACGUCAGUGAAGGAGAUGAAGAACCUGGACAUCCUCUACAAAUAUCUGGUCCACAGACUCUAUGGCUUUCCCUUCCACUGCCCCGCACAAGUGGUGGAAAGAGACGCUGUCUUCAUUCCAUCAGGUUGGGACAAUGAGAAAAAGAUUGCCAUACUUCACGAGAACUUCCAGACAGUAAAAGCAGACGACAGCUUUGAAGACGUAAUAGUCAAACCACCAGUCAGAAAGAUUGUACAUGAAAAGGAGAUUCAGGCAGAAGAUGACCAAGUGUUUCUGGUAAAACUGCAGUCGCUGCUCGCCAAACAGCCCGCUGUGACAGCAGGGCGACCCGUGGAUACCACUAGCAGAGCACCCACUGGCUCCCCCAGGACGAGUAAUCGUUCUGCAGCGGCCAACGUAGCAAACACCAUGCCACAGUCAGGUCAGACCAGUGAGGGUGUGUUGGCAAACUUCUUUAACAGUCUACUGACAAAGAAGGCGGGUACAGGGGGGCCCGGGACGCCAGGUGGUGGUAACAACACUCCAGGAACUGUACGCAAGUCAGACAUGAACAUAACACAUGGUUCCAAGCUGGGCCUGAGCGAUGUACAGGCGGAACUGGACCGCAUAUCAAGCCGGGAGACUGACUCGGACUUGUCCAAUGCCAACGAGACCCCU
Molecule: messenger RNA, 1604 nt
Organism: Lates calcarifer (barramundi perch)
Lineage: Eukaryota; Metazoa; Chordata; Actinopteri; Centropomidae
Product: cytoplasmic dynein 1 light intermediate chain 1
Exons: 14
Biological process (GO): microtubule cytoskeleton organization; microtubule-based movement
Cellular component (GO): cytoplasmic dynein complex; centrosome
Molecular function (GO): dynein heavy chain binding
Source: RefSeq, a predicted model, not a curated record